AUGGAAAUUGGACUAGAAAAUGAUUCUAAUAUUAACGAUGACAAUGCUUUAACUGACAUUUCAGAAUUAUCUGAAAUUUCUGCUAGCGUAUUACGUCGAGGCAAAGUAAUAGGAAUCCAACCAACAUCGCGGUCAAGAAUAAUAAGUCAGAUAAAAACAGGUGUCAAACGAAUUCAAGCAGGUCGAUCAUCAAAUAGUGAAAUGCCAUCUAGGAAAAGAUCCUCAUCUUCAUCAGAUGAGUCUGAUGAUAAUAAUAUGUUGUUUGACAUAUUGAUUAAUCUUCCAUCGCCGAGACGAUUUCGGGUUCGGUCAAAUCCUCUCGAAGAUUAUGAUGAUUUUGACUUUAAAAUUCGCUUUAAAUUAUCCAAAGAAACGUUCAUGAUACUUUUGCACAUGAUUGGAGAAAAUAUUGAACAUAAAACUCUGAGAAAUUUCUCCCUAUCAGCUGAAGUGCAGAUUUUAAUUGCUCUCCGUUAUUAUGCUACGGGAACAUUUCAAGCUGUUUUGGGUGAUCAUAUCCAUGUACACAAAGCUACUGUUUGUAGAAUUGUCAAACGUGUUUCUUUACAAAUUGCACAGUUACGACCACAAUAUAUUCAAUUUCCUAACAAUACUGUCCAACUUCAACAAAUCCAAGCAAGAUUUUAUAAAUUACAUGGGUUUCCUAGAGUUAUCGGCGCUAUUGAUUGUACGCAUAUAAGAAUACAAUCACCUAAAAAUGAUAUUGGAGAGAAGUUCCGCAACCGUAAAGGAUAUUUCUCAUUAAAUAUUCAAGCCAUAUGUGAUAGCCAAUUAAAAAUUAUGAAUAUUGUAGCUAGAUGGCCUAGAUCUGUUCAUGACAGCACUAUAUUUGAUAACAGUUUUAUACGUGCGAAAUUUGAAAACAAUGAAUUCGGAAAUACCUUUUUACUUGGAGAUGGUGGUUAUCCAUGUAGAAGUUAUCUCCUGACCCCUCUUUUGAACCCAAGAACUGAUGCUGAACGGAAAUAUCAAAAAGCUCAAAUUGGCACAAGAAACGUUGUUGAACGUUUAUUUGGAGUUUGA
This is a messenger RNA of Acyrthosiphon pisum (pea aphid), 1044 nucleotides long. Its product is annotated as putative nuclease HARBI1. NCBI's taxonomy places the organism in Eukaryota, Metazoa, Arthropoda, Insecta, Hemiptera, Aphididae. The transcript has 7 exons. The coding region runs from base 1 to 1044 and encodes 347 amino acids. The record is from RefSeq and is a predicted model, not a curated record.